AACUAACAAGGAGUAGGUAGAUUGCUCUUCUUGCUUAACAUCUGUAUGUGAAACUGAAUGCUAAUGAUUUCAGCUGCUUUUUUGAAGUGCGAUGUUUCAAAAUGUUACAGAAGCAAAAAAGUUUAUUGGUAAAUCCCUUCAGCCAGCACGACCUGCACAUCAACUGUCUUCUAAACAAGCAUCACCCAUUGCUUUAAACAUUCGGACUGAAUUACCCAGCAGCACUGAAGUAUGUUUGCAGAGUAAGGUUAACUGGUCAUCGGAAAUGACUGAAGUGAAGAUCUUAACUCAAACUGUGAUGCUCUGUCAACCAAAACAACAUGAAUCAGGAGCAAAAAAAGAAAGGAUCCAAUACAGCAGAGAUUUCCUUCUGAAGCUUUCAAAUGUUUCUCUCUCUCAGAAGAAACCAGAGUUUCUUCCUGAUCACCCAAUUGUACUUGAAAAGCCAGUAAAGAACAAACCUUUCAUUGACAUCUGUAAGAAGUGACAUGUUGUUUGGAGGAUCCAAAGUCCAUAAAUGAGGGAGCUACAUUUGAUGUAGGUCUUCAAGAUUUUUGCAGGCACUUGGGUGCCUGCAGAUGGAAGUACGACCCUGUGAAACGUAUGAAAAUGCCUGUUUCUUCCUGUAAUUGCCUGAAUGCUUUAAGAGACAAACCUUUAAUUUGUAAUGCCUGAAAUGGUAAUAUGAUUAAAGUGAAAAUAAAUAAUUUUACAUA
Messenger RNA from Cyanistes caeruleus (blue tit), 716 nucleotides. The record is from RefSeq and is a predicted model, not a curated record. NCBI's taxonomy places the organism in Eukaryota, Metazoa, Chordata, Aves, Passeriformes, Paridae.